CUUGCCGCCUGGAGGCUGCGCGGGCAUCACCCGCAGGCCGGGAGCCCACUCCGGGGGACGCCGCGCGCCUCCCCGCGGCUUGGGCGCACGUGCCUGGGCUAAGGCCAGGGCUAGUGGCCGCGCCGUAGUAGCUGGGGAGGGUGGGAGAGCUGGCUCCGGGCCCCGGCCGCCACCCGCCCGCCGGCUCCGGUGGUUGGGCGGAGGAAGCGCGGGACUCCUCCUCCCCACCGUAUUAACAUGCACCUAGGGGCGGGUGACCAGCGCAGCCUCGCCGCCCUAGCCCGCCGCUUCCCGGCGCUCAGCCUCUGCGCCAGAGGCGAGCGCUGCGCUCCGGGCGCCGCAAUCCUGAGGACACGGCCUCUUCGACACCUCCAGCCCCGGGGAAUCGGCAGUAUCAGCGGCGGGAGCGGCCGCAGCCGCCUCGGCUCCUCUCUGGAGUCCUUCCCAUCACCUCGCUGAGAGCCUGUCCCAGCCACGGGGACAUCUCUUUCGUCCUUCCUCGUCGGCUUGUGGGACCGACGGACGAAAGCGGGGACCGAGGGCCGGACCGCAGGCAGCGACAAGCACCUGGUGGACGGUGUUUCCGAGCACCUUCUGAAAUUACUACUCGCACCUUUCCUGGGACACUUUUUAAAAGGACCAGCAAGCCUCCAGUUGACGUGGCUAGAAUCCCAGAUUCAUGGAGCUGUUGCAGAGCACAUCUCAGUGGUCUCCCUAAGUCUGGAACAGCUGAGCAUCACACACCAGAGGGACAUCGGACUUAAAAAAAACAAAAACAAAAACUGCAGCGUUUGGAUCUUUUCCUGCCUUAAAAGCAAGAAAAAUGGAAAAUUGAUAAUCAAAGGCUGGCAAGGGAAGGAAGUGAGACCCUAAGGGGCUAAUGGAACCAGAAAAGAGCAAGGACUUGAGGAAUGAGAGAACAGAAGACAUUAUCAGGAGAGCUAUGGCUGGGCAGAAGAAGUGGGAGUAAGGAAAUGAAUGUGGGAACUCAAGUGAUAGGAAGUCAAAGGUGAGAUGCUAGGAAUUCUUCAUUUUUUUCAGUGCCUGGUGCACUGCAUGUAAACAAUACUCGAUAAAUAAAUAUUGAAUUAAAUUCAUAUGUUUUGAUUUGAUUUGACUUCAUGCCCAGUACAUUUAAAGAAUGUAUCGACUGCUGUCUUACAGACUAACACACUUAUCUGCCAAAGCUAAGGAUUAAUCCAGGGACAAUGAAUGUUGUUAAGGUUUCUUCCAUACGAUAGCAAAAGUGUUUUCAGAAAGUUUAGUGGAGAAAUAUUUGUUUGCAUAAAAUCAAAGACUGGCUAUAGAAACCUAGAGGGGAAUAAAAGACAGGUUCCAAAAUGAAAAAAAAAAACAAAAAACAAAAAAAAAGUGUCUGAUUGUUAGAUAUGUGAAGACAAGAAGAAGGCACUGAAAAAUUAUGUGAUGAUGAAAGUAAAAGAAAAAAGUAGUGUUUGAGGAACUGCAAAUCUAAUUCCCAUCCACAGCAGCUGCUGCACAGGCCAGGGGCCAGUCUACUCACCAGAAGACUCUGCAGGGUGCUGAAAAUGGCUAGCCACAGAGACAGCCCUUCUCCUCACCCCCUGUGUUAUCUGACCUCUUCCUCCCACAUGCGCCUGAUGACAGCCUUGAAGAGUGAAUAUAAAACCUGAAUGAGUGCGCGUAGUUUGUUGGAGCCAAUAAAUACUUAAACUGCUAAAAGCCACAGAAAGACGCUUUGGCCCAUUCUGAUGGGGCAACUUCCAAGACUCUCACUUGGCCUCUCUGGGACACAGAGCAUUUAAGCAGUGACUCUAAUAUGCUUGUAGCUGCCCAGGACAGGAGGGUAAACUGUACUUCAGUGAGUAAGCUAUCGUGGACCUCCUAUGGUUCCACCAUAGAUGGUACAGCCUCAGCCACUGUGGGCAGGGAGCUGGGUGUGACCAGACCUAGGAGGCUGGUGGGCUGUUUCUCUGUUUCUUUCCCAGGGCUCUGUGGAGUCUGGAUCUGCUUCUCUCUGCAUGUUUUCUCCUCUCACUCUCCUUUUCUCCUUGCAUGCUUUCUCUGCAGAGCCUUUGUUUCUGCUGUCCCACAGUCUGAAAUGGCACAUGACUCUGGCUUCCAGUGGUGCCAACACUGGCCCUUCCUAUUCUUGACCUUGCAGAGAAGCUCACCAGGUUUCAGCAGCUCCGGGAACAUUACCAUUCAAAUUUCCAGGAGCCAGCAUCUGUUUCACUCAGCUUAGCCUCUGCAUGGAUGCCCUUGAGCUGGGCCUUCAAACCCAGUUCAGUCAGCACAGAGGAUGUAAUGACUGCCUCAACUGAUUCAGGACAUUGUCAGAAGAUGCUAUCUAUGGUCAGGGGAAAAAAUUCCCCAAAGUAAUGGUCAGCUGAACAGCUGCCACAUAGAAGGCCACUAUAGGUGCUUUCCGGGCCUUAGCACUUGGUGAAGUAGAUUUGUACAGCAAACUUGGUAAGAAAAGCAACAGCAUAUCAAAGAAAGGAAUUUAUAAGAGAAAAUUUUUGAUUUAGGUAAAAAAAGAGAGAGAGAAUGAGAGAGAGAGAGAUAGUCAUGCUGGCUGUAAAGCAAGUGGUCUAGAAUGCUCCAGAACAGGUUCACAGGACUUUUCAGCUAGUUAUGAGAGAAGCAGAAAAAAAUCACUUUGUUUUCAUCGGAGGAUCUUGCUACUACUUCCUUUCAAGUUGCCUCAUUGUGUUGUAUUGGUUGUCAUGUUUCCGCAUUUUUCCAUUUUCCUUUAUGGUUGUCAUUAUAUCCCAUUCAGCAGUUUUAUUCUAUCAUCAUUUCUGUUUCUCGUAGAUUAGUUAAUGGCUUGCAUGUAUUUCUCAACUUUUUUUCUGCAGUAGACACUGAUGAUUUUUGCUCUUCUCUAUGAAAACUCUGCAGAUAGCUGUUUUACUCCCACAAGAUAGGGUGUCCCUCUGCCCACAGUGCCUCCUGAAGAGCUAUGGGCCAUAGCUCAUUGGCCUUAGCAACUCCCAGGUGAAUCCACCUAUAGGCUUAGCUGAGAUAAUCACACCCUCUUCUAGAAUGAUCCAAAUGAGGAUAGUCCCAUGGGGUGCACAUUUCCAAAGUCACAUAGAGUCGGGACAGUUCCCUUCCCACCUGUGUCAAGGCAGAAUAACGUUAGGAAGUUUUAUAACAUACUGCUUCCGUUAUCCUCCACAUAAAAAUCCUCUCCUGAGUCCUGUGGUUUUUCACCCAACCAGCAAUAAGUGUACACCCAUAUUAAUGACGACUUGCUAACCAUUUCUCAAGGAACACUACCCUCCACCUUUUUAUUCUCAAAAACCAUAAUGAAACCACUCUUUAAAGCUUUGUAUGAAGACAAAGGCAAUAGCAUUUGUGCUCCCUACUGUGACCAAAUUGGAGGAGGUAUGGGUUGUCAUUUUGUUUGGGUUUUUGUUGUUGUUGUUGUUUUGUUUGUUUGUUGUAUAAUACCAUACCUUUUGAAAGGGAAAUGCUCCAAAGACACGUAUGGGUAGGAGCAGCCUGAUGGAAGGAGGUAUACGCAAGCAGAGCCAAACCACAGAUGAUUAGGAUAGCAAUUAAUGUUAAUGGAAAGCCAAAAUACAUUCUGUGCACAUAAAAUGGCUUCGCAUUGUGCUUUGAGUAACAUAACUGGUGUAUUUCAGACUGUGCUUAUUCAAAGGAGCUCUAAUGGUAUUUGUAUGAUUUUAGGUACACAAUAUAUGAAAAUCUUUGAGUGGGAAAGCCUGAAAAGUGAAAGAAAAUGGCAUUCAGUUAUCUUUUGCAGCUAGAUUCAGAAGGUCAGAAAAUAUUCCCAAAGUGGGCCUUUGGGGUAAAGUUAACUCAUGUGAGUUUUCUAGUUACUUUUAACCUAAAGUGGCAUGGCUUCAUUUGUUAGGAGCACGUUCAUGAGAACCAUUCCCUUUAAAAAUUAUUUAAAAUCAUAAGCCUCUUAAAUACUUACAUUGCUCUUCAUUCUCAACCUCCACAGAACUGGGAUUUGUUAUUAGCAGAGGAAAACAUUACUAAUGAAAAAAAUGUACAUCCAUAUUGCAUAGAAUUCUGUUUUGUCUAGAAAAAAGUCCCACCUGGGUUUAGACUGUGGUGGAAACAUACGUGUGGGCAAAAGGCCAGGAGUGGGAGAUACUGUACCCACUGGCCUGGACAUUCUCACCCUUUGAGGGGUUCCUCCCAACUCCUAACUCCCUUUUAGUCUUCUCUCAUGAACUGUCCAAGCAAGAAAUAAGCACUCCUUUUAGAUCUUCCUCCUCCCCAGCCCUAAAUCUAUUCACUAACUACAGCCAGAGAUAUCCCUAGUAUACGUGUGGCUGUGUCACUGCCUGGUUUAAAUUCUUGUCAUGGAUGGCCACCACCAGCAAAGUCAAGUGCUCCCACACAAACAAGACGCAGAGGUACACAUCCAGACUGAUAGGCACUUGAUUGUGGCCAGGUCUUUAUCUUGCUCCACUCCCAUCCUCAGACUGUAACUUUCACCUCAUGGUCCAAGAUCAACAGUCAAGUUCAGCCAGCUCUUGAAUCUGAAUUCUAGCCAGGGAAGAAGUAAAGAGGGGAUGCCCUUCACCUUAGAGACAUCCUCCAGAAAUUGCACCUGCCGUUUUCAAUUAUACUCCAUUAGCCAGAAUUAGUCACCUGUGCACAUCUAGGGAAAUGAGUUGUUAUGCUGGGACUGCUUCAUAGUCUUCAUAAGAGAAGAUUUUCUUUUUCUUCAGCUGAAUGUUAUAAUCUGGCACAGGCAGGUUACAGGCAGAUGGGAGAAGGCAAAAAGGUGACUGGACUUGGAAAAGAUUCGUGGAGCCUUCCUCUUCCCAGUGUCUCCCCAAACCAGAACACAGGACUCCCUAUUCUCCUGGGCAGGGUCCCCAAGUGGUCCUUUCUAAAGCAAGUCGCAAUUGCCUGGCUGUCCGUCCUCAUUAAGGGAGAGAGUGGAAGUCCUUCAGGUGGGUUCUCUUUCUGCAUGUAAAGAAAAAUCAAGAACAUCAGCUCUAAAUAAAGACAUGCACAGAAGUCAAAAUAAAAUAAGAACUUGCCAGCUUUGCAAGGCUGUUUUCCAUCUUGUCAGCAUCUUCAACAUGUGGUUUGUUUGCUUUUUCCUUGGUGCUAAUAAAUUACCUGCCUUGAGAAUUUCCUUUACGGUGCUGGGUGAUUCUUGCUUGAGUCAUCAAGCAAUGCUUCAGCGCCAGGUGUGGGAACCCUGUCAAAACUGGUGCAUCUCACACUCAGAGCUCUUCUCGCAGUGGCCAAUACAGUCAACAUCUUCUCCAAGCCAACAAUCAGAACAUGUGGUCUGAUGGUAAAGUCAAACUUAGGAGGAUAACAAAACAUAAUUUGAAGUCAUUGUGAACAGGAAAAAAUGAGAGAUGAUCACCGUCGUCAUAGAAACUCUUAGGAAGGCACGUUGACUCACACUCCCCACCCUUGCUCAGAGAGGAAGGCAUGAAAGACAAUUUCCCUUUCUAUUUUCAGAAAUCUUUAUGGCCACUUAAAACCUAAUUCCGGGGCUAGCAGCUUCCUUUUCCAAGAAUGAAGAAGAUAAGAAUUGUUAUUUAUCUUUUAUUAUGACUAGGUCAUGUCUCUCUGAGGGCAUCGUUAAGUCCUUUGGCCAUUAGGGAUUUGCUAGCUGCAUUUGGUUGUCUGCAGCAGCAAACAUAGCCCUGCAUGGGAUGGAUGCUCAGUUAAUUCUUCCUGGGAAUGCUGUUAGUCACACCGUGGCUGGAGCAAGUGAUGUUCAUGGCUGCCAAUUAUGAGCAUUAAUUAGGAGAGGUAAAAAAAGAAGUGGCAGAAGGAAGUAAGAUAGAAAGGCAGUUCAUGAGUAAGAAAAGAGGAAAAUAAUGAGGAAUGGAAGAGCAGGACUUUCAUGGUAGAUGCCAUAGCAAUUAUUUAGCCAUUGAGGGUUUUACAUCAUCUCCCCCCAUUCACUGGGAAGUCACUAAGUGUGUUGCUUUAGUUUAUAAUCACAAUUAAUCUAUUAAUCUAUCUUCCUUUUUAAAAGGCAAGACAGUAAAAGAGAAUGUAUUGUCAUUUAUUUGGCCUUAACCAGUAAGAUAGACAAAGCAUUUAGAAAUAUACUUAUGAUCAUGUAUUGCUAUUUUUUCAUGACCUCAUUUGCCUACAUCAUAGACAAAAAGAAUCAAGAUCUCAAUAUCGUUUUACAAAUAUUAAGUAAAGAAGGACAAAAGUUAACCUAUUUAUCCUUGAUGCAAUUCAUUACUCUCUAUAAAAAUAUAAGUACUUGUCACUAGGCUGAAAAUAGCCCACUUAAAUUUUAGUAAAAAUCACUCUGAAUAUGUUUAAUUUGCAAAAAUGAUCAUUGGUUAUGCUAUUUAACAAAUUCAUCAUUAAUGGCCUGAAAAAGGCUUUUCUUUUGCUCUGCAUGUCCUCGAGUAUUAUCAUCUUACAUGAAAUAACCAUUCACAAAUUAAAGAUAACUAUGUAAAUAUUGAAUACAUGAUUCAAAUAAUCUAUAUUUUGGAGCAAAUACGUAUAAUUCAUAUUUUUGGCUCCUGCCAGAUUCACAUUUUAUUUAGCAAAAAUCUCUACCUAGGACCCAGCUGCUUCAGAAGGAAGCAUUAUUUCAUAUUAUUCAUAUAUUGAGAUACAUUAUGUGGAAUCAUAAGACCUAUUAUUUGACUAUAAUCCAACUGGAUUGCUGUUUUUGUUUUUCUAUUUUUAAGUCAAUAUUUAAAAGGCAAAAAUGUCUUCAGUGGAACCUGUUUUACAUAGAGAAACUUCCUCAUGAAAUGGAUUUUUCCGUUAGUUUUCAAAGUAAUUUGUGCCACAGUUUUUCUAAAAACGUAUAUUUAACUCUCCUUGCCACAGCCUACUCUUGGGAUCAUAACUUCGUACAGAGGAGUCCCAAGUAUUAUAUGCUAAAGUAUCCUUUACAUUAGUCUCUUCUCAGUGGGCAGGCUUUAACUUAUAGGUUUUUUUCCAGAGUCACAGGUAUCAUGAGUCCUGCCUUUCCUUUCUAUCGCUUUAGGUGCCAUUUUCUUUCUCUCCUGCAAGCAGAUCAUCCUCUGUCUAGACAUAAUGUAGUCAGCAGGCCAGGCAAUCUCCCAGCCUUUAAUUUCAAGGCAUGUAGAACUUCCAGAGCUGAUACUUUUGGUGGAUUAUGGAGAGGCAGAAGUAGAAGGCUAACAAGUAGCAGAAGGUAACAUUCACCUGCAUGCCUCCUGCUUCACCUUGAAACCUACUGGUCUCUAGAAUGCUCAUGAGACAGUCUCUUCCUUCCUUGGCCCUUCCCUUGUCACACAGUCAGUCUCUCACUCGAUAGACAUGACUUGAACCACGGGAUGGAUCACUCCAGGAAAUUUUUCAUUGAUGCAUUAAUUCAUUGACUAAAUACUGAGUUCUCACCAUCAGCUAAGCACUUUCUUGACCCCUGGAUUCAUAAAACAUAGUGCUUUCCCUCAAGAAGCUCAUAAUUUAGUAGAUGAACCAAUUUUGAAAGACUCCAGUGAUUAAAACUGCCCAUAAGUUUUCUUGAAAGAGUAAUCCAGAAACUGAGAGACUAGGAGGAAGAAAAGAGUGUCAUAAAGCAUGGUUAGAGAUUUUCAACAGUCAGUAAGUCUCAUGGAACAGAGAAGUGCUGACUCCUCAAGAGUCCAUGUUUUUCCUCACCAGGACAUACGUGAGUGUUUUAUUUUAUUUUUGUAGGUUUUUAAUUAAACCAAUUACCUCUCCCUCUCUGAAUAUCUGAAAUGACAUUUGUGAUAUUUUUGGAAGGUCACAUUGGCUUUUCUGGACAACUCUCCAUAUGACAAAUUUUGUAUUGUAGGAAGCAUUUUAAAAAUUGGGUUGUUAGGAGGAAUCCAUUCAGCUGUCUAAGAACAUACUCUGUUAGAGUCCAAAGAAAGUACUCUGCCCAGUAGAACAGCAGCCUCUGGAACUAAAGUGUGGGGAAGGCUUGGGAUGACCCAAUUUCCCACAGUUGGAUCUGCAGGAGUCACUUUUCUCCGAAACAAAACUGACCCUUUGGUCCGAGCACUUCAUGUCCUCAGGAACGUUUUCAAGAGCCUUGUCUUUGGCCAUCUUGCCAUCACUUGUAAAUAUUUACCAGAAAAUUUAAAACAAGGAAAAGGAGAUGCCCUGAUAUUUAAGCUAGUCAAUUCAAGCUUAUUUGUUCUUCAUCUGCUCUAAGUUUGUGGAGAGGAAGCUCUUGAUUCUCUGAUGACAGAAAUACAUGGGCAGAUUUUCUCUGCAGCUCUAAUGUGCUUGCCAAUGCCAUUAGUUUUUCCAACUCUAAUUACCAUGGGAGGAUUGUUUGCUGUCAUUGUUACCACCAAAUUCUAAUGGGAAAUAUGUUGAAGAAGAUACAGUGAUAUAGCCUAAAGUUAUAAGGUGCCAGUAGCCUCUUUUAUUUGUGUUUUCCGGUCAUAUUUAUGGAGUGCUUACUAUGUGUCUGUAUGGCCUACCUGAUGUUCAGUAGGGAGAUUCAAAGGUGACUAAGGGGUAAACUGGCCUGCAGGAAGUUUGAGCUAGCGGGGGAGGCAGGAGACAAAGCAUUCCAGAGGUGCUGGAGAGUGUGCAGUAGAAGUCAUGCAAGCACAGAGGGCAACUAAUUCUCUCUGCAAGAAGGAUCAGCAGAAGCCUCCCAGAGAAACUGAGCCCUUCUGAUCGCCUAGCUUGAUCAUUAACAUAUAGUUAAGAAUAAAACCAGAGCAGCAAAGGAAUGAUACAGCCAGUUAUUGGAAUUCUGGAGGGAGGAGGCAUUUUUUUAAAAAUCAUUUUAAAACAGGACUUUGUGGGAGACGGGUCUGGAACCUAACCACGGGGUGUCCAUGACCCCCGCGGUUGAGCCCUGUCAGCGAUGAAAGGGUUAUCAGGCAGCCGCAGCCAUCACCACGGAGUCACCUGCGAUUCCACCUGUGACUCACUGUCGCAUCACGCAGACCGCAAGCCAUACCUGCUGAGCCCAGUGGAGCAUCACCCAGCUGACCACCCCUACUACACUCAGCGCACCUCCUUCCAGGCCGAGUGUGUGGGCCCCUUCAGUGACCCGCUAGCCAGCAGCACCUUCCCGCGCCGGCACUAUACCUCGCAGCAGGAGCUGAAGGACGAGUGUGCCCUGGUGCCUCGCAACCUGGCCACCAAGGCCAACCGCAUCCCCCCCAACCUCCUGGACCAGUUUGAGAGGCAGCUGCCGCUCAACCGGGAUGGCUACCACACGUUGCAGUACAAGCGAACGGCCGUGGAGCACCGCAGCGACAGCCCUGGCCGCAUCCGCCACCUGGUCCACUCGGUCCAGAAGCUCUUCACCAAAUCUCACUCCCUGGAGGGGCCGUCCAAGGGCAGUGUCAAUGGGGGCAAGGCCAGCCCCGAUGAGACACAGACGGUGAGGUACGGCAAGCGCAGCAAGAGCAAGGAGCGGCGCGCAGAGCCCAAGCCCCGUGCCAACGCUUCCCCAGGCUGGUGGAGCUCUGACGACAAUCUCGACGGUGACAUGUGCAUCUACCACGCCCCCUCCGGCGUGAUGACCAUGGGCAGGUGUCCCGACCGCUCGGCCUCGCAGUACUUCGUGGAGGCCUACAACACCAUCAGCGAGCAGGCGGUGAAGGCCUCUCGGAGUAACAAUGACGUCAAGUGCUCCACUUGCGCCAACAUGCCUGUCACCCUGGAUGCACCAUUGCUGAAGAAGAGCGCCUGGUCCUCCACGCUGACAGUGAGCCGAGCCCGGGAAGUUUACCAGAAAGCCUCAGUUAACAUGGACCAGGCCAUGGUGAAGUCAGAGUCCUGUCAACAAGAACGUUCCUGCCAGUACCUUCAGGUCCCUCAGGAUGAAUGGACGGGGUACACCCCUCGAGGGAAAGAUGAUGAGAUUCCUUGCCGAAGAAUGCGGAGUGGCAGCUACAUCAAGGCCAUGGGGGAUGAAGACAGCGGUGAUUCGGACACAAGUCCUAAGCCUUCUCCCAAAGUGGCUGCACGAAGAGAAAGCUAUCUCAAGGCUACUCAGCCAUCCCUUACGGAACUCACCACACUCAAGAUUUCCAAUGAACACUCUCCCAAACUCCAGAUCCGGAGUCACAGUUACCUGAGGGCAGUCAGUGAAGUCUCCAUCAACCGAAGCCUGGACAGCCUUGACCCUGCAGGCCUGCUCACAUCACCGAAGUUCCGCUCCAGGAAUGAGAGCUACAUGCGUGCCAUGAGCACCAUCAGCCAGGUGAGCGAGAUGGAAGUGAACGGGCAGUUCGAGUCGGUGUGCGAGUCGGUGUUCAGCGAACUGGAGUCGCAGGCGGUGGAGGCCCUGGACCUGCCAAUGCCCGGCUGCUUCCGCAUGCGGAGCCACAGCUACGUGCGCGCCAUCGAGAAGGGAUGCUCCCAGGACGACGAGUGCGUGUCCUUGAGGUCUUCCUCCCCGCCGCGCACCACCACCACCGUCAGGACCAUCCAGAGCAGCACGGGUGUCAUAAAACUGAGUUCUGCAGUUGAAGUGUCAUCUUGCAUUACAACAUAUAAGAAGACACCACCUCCAGUCCCACCCAGAACUACCACGAAACCUUUCAUUUCUAUCACAGCCCAGAGUAGCACAGAGUCUGCCCAAGAUGCCUACAUGGACGGACAGGGCCAGCGAGGGGAUAUUAUCAGCCAGUCUGGACUGAGCAACUCCACAGAAAGCCUGGACAGUAUGAAAGCUCUGACAGCCGCCAUCGAAGCUGCAAAUGCCCAGAUCCACGGCCCUGCCAGUCAACACAUGGGCAACAAUGCUGCUACCACCAGCGCUGCAGUCACUGCAGAGGACAGGAAGAAGGAUCACUUUAAGAAAAAUCGAUGCCUGUCCAUCGGGAUACAGGUGGAUGAUGCUGAAGAACCUGACAAAAUAGGGGAAAAUAAAGCACCCAGUAAGUUCCAGUCCGUAGGAGUACAAGUAGAAGAAGAGAAGUGCUUCCGCAGGUUCACUCGCUCCAAUAGCGUAACAACGGCAGUGCAGGCCGACCUGGACUUCCACGACAACCUGGAAAAUUCUCUCGAAUCUGUAGAGGACAAUUCAUGCCCUGGCCCGGUGGCCAGACAGUUCUCCCGGGACGCCAGCACCUCCACCGUGAGCAUCCAGGGCUCAGGAAACCACUACCAUGCCUGCGCAGCCGACGAGGACUUCGAUGCAGAUUUCGACCCUUCGAUUCUGCCGCCCCCGGAUCCCUGGAUUGACUCCAUCACCGAAGACCCCCUGGAGGCCGUGCAGAGGUCAGUGUGCCACCGGGAUGGCCACUGGUUUCUGAAACUUCUCCAGGCGGAGCGAGACCGCAUGGAAGGCUGGUGCCAGCAGAUGGAGAGAGAAGAGCGCGAGAACAACCUGCCCGAAGACAUUAUAGGGAAAAUCCGAACUGCAGUGGGCAGUGCCCAACUUCUUAUGGCCCAGAAAUUCUACCAGUUCAGAGAACUGUGUGAAGAAAACCUGAAUCCCAAUGCGCAUCCAAGGCCCACCUCCCAGGAUUUGGCGGGGUUCUGGGACAUGCUGCAGUUGUCCAUAGAAAAUAUUAGUAUGAAAUUUGAUGAACUUCAUCAGUUAAAGGCCAAUAAUUGGAAACAGAUGGAUCCUCUUGACAAGAAGGAGCGAAGGGCCCCUCCUCCAGUGCCCAAGAAGCCGGCGAAGGGCCCCGCGCCGCUGAUCCGGGAGCGCUCGUUGGAGAGCUCGCAGCGCCAGGAGGCCCGCAAGCGCCUGAUGGCCGCCAAGCGCGCCGCGUCCGUCCGCCAGAACUCGGCCACCGAGAGCGCCGAGAGCAUCGAGAUCUACAUUCCCGAGGCGCAGACCCGGCUCUGAGCGCCGCCCGGCCGGUCUGGCGGGAGCCGCCGCGCUGCCCACCCCUCCUUCUCCCCGCGCCCGCCCUUUCUGUUCUCGGCCAGCCCGCCCGUGUAGACGCGGCCCCUGUAGGUCACCCGCCAUCCUCAGUUCUCUCGAGCUAGUCUGUCCCUAGAUUCCAGCAAUAUCAAACCGUAGGGUAUUUCAGAAAUCCAGUCUCCCAGGGGGACCCUCCGGGACCCCGCGGUCUUCCACGGGGAAGCAUCCAGGGCUCCGAUCCCCUCCGUUUCCCCCGACACGCUCGCUGGUGAGUUGGUCACGCAUAUGGAGCCCUUUAUCGCCAACCUCAGAAAUCAUACCCUGUCACCGGAGCCCAGGAGUGACACGCGGAGAGGGGACGAAGAUGGGCUGGGGGUGGGGGACCAGGCUGGGUAGUGCGAGGAGGAGAGCGCGGUCUGCAGGUGCUGAGGUACCUGCAUCACUCAGCUGCACAAACUGCCUCACUGUCUGUCAUCAGUCACUGCUUCAGAUGUCUCCAUCAGCAGAAGAUUGUACCUUCGAUCUUUCAGGGACACCAAUCUAUUCUGAAAGGCAAUAAAAGGAAGACAGGAAAGGCAAGGCAAAGGAAGCACUGAUAGUUUAAGAUACUACAUAAAGGAAAAUUUUUUUUUGUCCUAUUAUUAAGAAAAUUUAGAUCUAAAGUGUUUUAUCAACUUUUAUUGUACUAUGUAUAUUAUAUCGUUGUUGUGGGGGGGGCCUUUAAAGGGGAAAGUGUUGGGACUAUUAAUUUGUUAGUGUCCACCCUGGGGGGGCCUACCUAAUUACACAUAUAAUAAGUACAUCUCUGCUUACCAAGUGCUGUAAAUGACAGCCAGGCUGUUUUCUGAGAAAAGUUUGGAUUUUCCCAUCAUCCCUUCGAAUGCUACCCAUCCGUCUCUUUUAACCCAGUAGUUCAAGAUGACAGAACUUUUUCUCCAUCAGUCUUCUCUCACUACUACACAGAGUCCUAUCAUAUCCCCAAAUGAGAAUUUUUGUCCCAUGUCAAACCGAUAAAAUUAGCUUUCUGUCCCCGUAGAAGUGCUGCCUCAUUCCAAAGAGCUACCACUCAUCUAGGGGUCCCAGGUAGAGAGAGAAGAAAUCUGACCUGCAAGGUUCAGCAACCAGGUGGAGGGGGACAGCAUCAGGAUGCCUAAACACAAAAGAAACCCAGGCUUUUGGCAGAGAAUGUUGAUUUCCGUUUUCAGUUAUGAUGGAUGGGCAGUAUGACCUUUGCAUCCAGCUGAAAUUAUCUUUAAAUGCCCUUACUGGUAGCCAUUUAAACAUCUAGAAUGAAGUGAUCUUAAAUGAUCACUGGCAUUGUAUCCAGCUCCCUAAAGCGUUAGAAAUUACCAUUGAAAAAAAAAAUGAAAGACUUUUAAAAACAUACAUCAAAUGCACUUGCACCAGAGAAGCUUUUUUUAAAAAAAGAAAUACACUCUCAUAGCCAGGUGCUAAUUUAAUUUUAUUUAAGAAAUUAAGAGAGGUGAUGGGUUCUGGCAACAACUAUCUUCAUGGACAUAUUCUAAAACCACUAGAGAAUUCGCUACCUCUCAGAGCCAUUGAUGCUUUGAGCUAUCUUUAUAAACAGGGCACAAAUGUUUACUGCUGUGGUUUACAAGAAAAGGGCUACUAACUUAUUUAAAAACCAACUAACUUUUAACUAGGAGGAAAAGCACCUUGAGUGUUUUGUAAAAUUGGAACAGAGAAUUUGAGCUUCGAGUAUUUGCUGGUUUUAGAAAGAAUACACCUUUUCUUUCCUUUGUAGCAGCCAAGGAAGGUCACACCAAGUUUGCAUAAGGUAAGGCCAACUGCCACCUUGGGUAGCCUCUGGUCACAUUCAAUCCUGAAAAGGACUCCAAACUCACAGAUUAACAUGAAGGAAGCAGCAUUCAUUUGAAGACCCGUGUUCCCAACCACAGCUCUGUGCCCUGAGGUAGAGAUAAGAUUUGGAUUAAGAAGUAGAUUUCUAAUACAAUUCAAGAUAGUCCUACAAUAUUUUCUUUGGAAACUGAUGUAGCCCAGGAUAUUUUAAAGAGAGACAAGAGAUGGCCUAUUUAUCUUGUCUAUGUGACUGGUAUUUGUAUAUUCAUAAGCUAUUUUUGGUAAGAAUUUUAAAUCUUUUAGCCGAAUGCCUACAGGCACCAUGACCUUUGCUUUCCUUAAAAACACAAAUUGUACAAACACUUUAUAAAAAGCUAAUUCUUGAUGUUAAAACAUGACCCCACAUAAAGCUGCUUGUUAACCACUUGCCCCCUUAAACUGACACCCAUGAGCAUAACCUUUGUCACAUUGUUCUUUUUGAUGUAAUUUGUAGAAAUGUUUUUUAGUUCGUAAUGGAAAAUGUAUGUACCCUGAAAAUUACUUAUUUUGUUUAACUUUGGUACAAAGGUGUUUGGGCAUUUUCUUGGGGAGGGGGGUUACAAAAGAAGUUUGUCUCCCACAUCAAAAAACGUUCAAAGAAAUUAAGUAUUUAUUAUAUUUUUUGCAGAUGUUUCCAUACAAUUCACAUAAUCCUUUUGUAAAGAGAGAUGAAGAAAUGGAUUAAAGAUUUUUAAUAUUUGAAAUGGUAAAUAGAACUAAUUUAUUUGUAAUAUAUUUCUGUUAUUUAUAGAUGUUUCCUUGAUGUUUUACUGUGCAUUACCACUUUGAUUUAAGCCUUAUCCUUGUGAAUUUACCAUUUCUUUUUUAAAACAUGUCUAGAUGCAUAUUUUAAAUAACCGGAAUGUAAAUCACUAGCAUAUCUGAAUUCCCAAUGUAAUUUUUAGAAAUUAUUUUGGUUUGGAAAAAAAAGAUUCAUUUGAAAGCCUUCAGAUGGAGGGGUGGGAACAUUUUUAUGGCUUUAUGAAUUGGAAUUUCAUAGGCUUAUUUACCUAGAUUGUGUGUGGACAAAAAAAAAAAAUUGUAAAUAAAUGAAUGUUUCCCAUAAUGUAAAAAGAAAUUAAUAAAAUAAUUAAUGCACUGCUUU
This is a messenger RNA of Sus scrofa (pig), 14726 nucleotides long. The record is from RefSeq and is a predicted model, not a curated record. NCBI's taxonomy places the organism in Eukaryota, Metazoa, Chordata, Mammalia, Artiodactyla, Suidae.